CUCACGCGCGGCUCUGCAAAGACAGCGCAGGGAAGAAGAAGCAGCAGCUCUGCGGCGCAGGGAGCAGCCGAGCGGAUCCGCUGAAGGAGAAAGGACUGGUCUCCUGCUGCAAACGUUCUUCUGCUGCUGAUGUCCACUUUCCUGCUAAGUUUACCUGCACAAGUACAUACAGUAGCACCACCAAAAGGAAGACAUCACAAUGCUAACAUUAGAAAAGAUUAAAUGUGAGGACAUGGUGUCCAGAAGUUUUAGUAUUCAGACAUCCUCUGCUGCUGUCAGCACAAACACAUCUCCCAGACAAACACUAAAAUUUGAAGACGAAGAAAGUACGCAUCACGUUUCAGUGUUCGAAAAGAGUUUUACUUUACUGGCUGAUCUCCAAAGACACCAGUGCAUUCAUACAGGAGAGAAACCGUAUCACUGCUCAGACUGUGGGAAGAGUUUCACUGCAAAGAGAAGUCUCCAAAUACACCAACGUAUUCACACAGGAGAAAAACCGUAUCACUGCUCAGAGUGUGGAAUGUGUUACAUUAGACAGAGUGAUCUUCAAACACACCAACGUAUUCACACAGGAGAGAAGCCGUAUCAGUGCUCAGAGUGUGGACAGAGUUUUAGAGAAAGUGGAACCCUCAAGAAACACCAGCGCAUUCACACAGGAGAGAAACCGUAUGACUGCUUUCAGUGUGGAAAGAGUUUUAGUCGACUGAGUAGUCUCCAAAGACACCAGCUUAUUCAUACAGGAGAGAAACCAUAUCAGUGCUCAGAGUGUGGAAAGAGCUUUAAUAGACAUAGUAAUCUCCAAAUACACCAGCGCAUUCACACAGGAGAGAAACCAUAUUUCUGUUCAGUUUGUGGAAAGAGUUUUACUGUACUUAGUCACUUCCAAAGACACCAGCGCAUUCACACAGGAGAAAAACCGUAUCACUGCUCAGACUGUGGGAAGAGAUUUACUGUAUUAGGUCAUCUCCAACGUCACCAGCGCAUUCACACAGGAGAGAAAUUGUAUACCUGCUCUGACUAUGGACAGAGUAUUAAUCAACAGAUUAAUCUCUUAACACACCAGCACAUUUACACAGGAGAGAAACCCUAUCACUGCUUAGAGUUUGGACAACAUUUUACAGGAAAUGGUUCUUUCAAGAAACACCAGCACAUUCACACAGGAGAGAAACCGUAUGAGUGCUCAGAGUGUGGAAAACGUUAUAAUAGACAGAGUGAUCUUCAAAUACACCAACGUAUUCACACAGGAGAGAAACCGUAUCAGUGCUCAGAGUGUGGAAAACGUUAUUGUAGACAGAGUGAUCUUCAAAUACACCAACGUAUUCACACUGGAGAGAAACCGUAUCACUGCUUAGAGUGUGGACUGAGUUUUACGGAAAGUGGUUCCCUCAAGAAACACCAGCGCAUUCACACAGGAGAGAAACCGUAUAGCUGUUCAGAGUGCGGACAGAGUUUUAGGCAAAGCGGUUCCCUCAAGAAUCACCAGCGAGUUCACACCGGGGAGAAACCGUAUCACUGCUUAGAGUGCGGACAGAGUUUUAGAGAAAGUGGUACCUUCAGGAAACACCAGCGUGUUCACACAGGAGUGAAACCAUAUCACUGCUCAGAGUGUGGACAGAGUUUUACACAAAGUGGUUCCCUCAAGAAUCACCAGCGCAUUCACACUGGAGAGAAACCGUAUCACUGCUCAGAGUGUGGAAAGAGUUUUAGAGAUGGUAGUAACCUCAAGAAACACCAGCGCCUUCAUAUAAGAGAGAAUCCUGAUCACUGCUCAGAGGGACAAGCUUCCGAAGUGCAUGAAAAGACAGGAGAUUUGAGAACUGAAGAGACCGACCCAUUACUAGCUCUGUAAGAAGGUAUCUUGAUCCAUCCAAGCCUCUUCCGAGACACACAGCAUCAAGUGAUUAAACUCAGGAAAAAUAAAACGCAUCCAACAAUCAGCAAGCCGUUCAAACCCAUGCAGACAAACAUAAGCUGCAGUUUCAUCUUCUGAGUAUAAAAAGAAAUAAAAAGCCACAACCAGCUCUGCAGUACUGAGUGAGGAGCAAAUGGUCCUGACUGAACCUCCAUCUGAACUUCACAGUGCUCCUCCCUCUGAGGGCAUGAAGAUUGGAUGGGAGGACUGAGGAUUCAACACCAAACAUGCUUUCCAAAUGAGAUGGUCUUCACUCAGUCGUCACUUUCAUCACCUGUUACGAACCUGAUAGUUUCACAAGGCUAUCCUUACUGAGAUCCACACGUUUACAGUGCCCCUCCUUCACAGCGCAAUCGAGAAAUACAUGCUAUGAAAAAAUAUUUUGCUAAGAUCUGCUGUCAAGGACCAACACACCCAAGCACCUACAGUUUGUGACUUAUUUCAUGAUCAGGUUCAAUUUUUACUUUCAGUCGAUGCACUGUUUUGAUCAUUAUGUACUGGGGUGCCAAUAUUUGUAUGCUGUAACUAUGGUCUUCAAGACAAGAUCAUAGUUACAGUAAAAUUGGAGUAUCUCAGACCUUGUGUUACAGGCUAAAACAAAAACAUCUGCAUUAGACAUACAUGUUCUGAAAACCUCCUCUCCAUUAAAUUCCCCUGAAUGUCAGUAAAGAAUUUAAAUGUCA
This is a messenger RNA of Pygocentrus nattereri (red-bellied piranha), 2595 nucleotides long. RefSeq names its product zinc finger protein OZF-like. Gene Ontology annotation, biological process: regulation of transcription by RNA polymerase II. Gene Ontology annotation, cellular component: nucleus. Gene Ontology annotation, molecular function: RNA polymerase II cis-regulatory region sequence-specific DNA binding; DNA-binding transcription activator activity, RNA polymerase II-specific. NCBI's taxonomy places the organism in Eukaryota, Metazoa, Chordata, Actinopteri, Characiformes, Serrasalmidae. The transcript has 4 exons. Bases 200 to 1849 code for a protein of 549 amino acids. The record is from RefSeq and is a predicted model, not a curated record.